Messenger RNA from Rhineura floridana, 5730 nucleotides. It is a transcript of the gene SIAE, whose product is annotated as sialic acid acetylesterase. The coding region runs from base 526 to 2061 and encodes 511 amino acids. Gene Ontology annotation, molecular function: sialate O-acetylesterase activity. The record is from RefSeq and is a predicted model, not a curated record. The transcript is spliced from 11 exons. Gene Ontology annotation, biological process: carbohydrate metabolic process. NCBI's taxonomy places the organism in Eukaryota, Metazoa, Chordata, Lepidosauria, Squamata, Rhineuridae.
CGCAAAGGCCUUUUCCCGGGUCGCCUAGGUGAACAGCGGGGUGUUUGUGUGCGUGAGGCGUGAAGACCAGUGUUUGUCGUUGGUUGCCUUAGCAAUCGGAAUGGGACGGCAAGCCGGGAGAAUCAGAAUAGCGAAACCGUUGGUCGCUUGGUUUAGCAGAGCCUUGAAUUCAUCGGCCUCGAACCGCCCACCCAUUGGAUGAAGGCCCCGCCUUUCAAGCAACAGUCCUUGCCCCCCCCAGAGCCCGCCCACUUGGCCACGUCUAAGCCCGUCCUUUAAUAUAUUACCUCAGCGCCGCCCCUGCCCCUCUUGAGCCUCACCUCGUUGCCUGUUUUGAUUGCGAAGCUCGCGGUGGCGAUGCCAGUGAAGGAGGCGGUGGCAAGGCCAAGCCUUUAGCCACACCUUUCCGUCUAGUUUGCCCCAGCUCAGUUGUGAGGUCACAAGGAGGUUUGUCACUUUAAGAUACUGGCUGUUGAGAUUCCCAGAACCACGUGGUCUGUCUUCCUGUCUUUGGUCAGAGGGACGAUGGCUGCUUCCCUGCUGCUUGUGCUCCUGUUGGCUUGGACGACAGGCGCUAUACUUCGCUUUGCCUCCUAUUAUGGUGAUCACAUGGUACUGCAGAAGAAACCGAGUCAGGCAGUCAUAUGGGGCUAUGCAGAUCCUGGCACCACCGUAAUGUUGAUUGUUUCCCAGGGUCACAAUCUUAUGGAAAAAAUGGCAGAGACUGAAGGGAGCAAUGGGAUCUGGAAAGUAAUCCUGAAACCUAUGGCCCCUGGUGGCCCUUUCACUAUAAUGAUACGGCAAUACGACAAGGAAGAGGUAGCAAAUGCGACACUGAAGGAUGUCUACUUUGGGGAUGUCUGGUUUUGCAGUGGACAAAGUAACAUGGAAAUGACAGUUUCACAGGUGUUCAAUGCCAGUAAUGAGCUUGCAGAGGCCUCCCAUUAUCCACUUGUGCGUGUGUUUGGAGCUGCUCUCGUCCAAUCUGAAGUGGAACUGCAGGACCUUGCCAGCAUCAUCUUGCCAUGGUCUAUUCCGACAGCCAAAAACCUUGGUCAUGGAGACUUCAGUUACUUCUCUGCUGUGUGCUGGCUCUUUGGGCGGUAUUUGUUUGAGAAGCUCAAGUAUCCCAUAGGACUGAUAGAUUCCUCUUGGGGAGGAACACCAGUUGAGGCCUGGUCUUCCAAGAAGGCACUGCAGGAGUGUGGGAUCUCAGGAUAUGCUGAAAAAGCUACUUCCUCGUAUCUUGAUGCUGGCCCCAAAGAGUUAUCGGUGCUCUGGAAUGCAAUGGUUCACCCUUUUCUCAACAUGACCCUCUACGGUGUUAUUUGGUAUCAAGGUGAAUCAAACACCCUCUUGAACACCGAUUUGUACAACUGCACAUUCCCAACACUCAUUGAAGACUGGCGGAAAGCCUUUCAUGAAGGGUCUAGUUGGCAAACUCAGCGGUAUUUUCCCUUUGGCUUUGUCCAGUUAUCUACAAAUCAUCUUGUGGAGGAGAAUGACCACUUUCCACGCAUCCGAUGGCAUCAAACAGCAGACUAUGGCUACGUCCCUAAUAAGAAAAUGCCCCAUACUUUCAUGGCUGUGGCUAUAGAUCUGGGUGAUGAAAGUUCUCCCUAUGGCAGCAUCCACCCCCGGGAUAAGCAGACUGUAGCCUAUAGACUGCUUCUUGGUGCCUUGGCAGUAGCUUAUGGUGAUAAAACCAUGGUCUUCCAAGGCCCAUACCCUGAGAAAGUACAGGUGGACAUAGCCCACGAGAGCCUUAAUGUCACAUUUGAAGAUCAUAUCCUGGUCCGCCACUCAGACAACAAGACAUUUGAGGUAUGCUGCUCUGAACAGGCACUGUGCAAAUGGAGUGCAGUAUCCAUUACAUCCUCCUCUUCCCGCUCAGUGAUUCUGCACAACACAAAGUGCCCAAAUAACAUGAUUGGCCUGCGCUAUGCAUGGACUGAGUCGCCUUGCGACUACAAACUCUGUCCCAUUUACAAUGUACAAGGAUUGCCUGCCCCUCCAUUCAUUACAUUUUCCCACAGUAAUCCUGGUUGGACUGUGUCGUAAGUGGGGUAACAGCAGGAAGAUGAAUGGACAGACAGAGACUGUAAUACGAAGUUCAGAAAAAUUACAGCAGCACUUUAUUUUGCUUAAUGUAGUAAAUUUCUCCGGCUCAUUGCAGAGGGAAAAAAACCCUUAGAAUUGGGGGUUGUGGUUGCUUGCUCAUCAGAAAGUUACAUAGAAGUUGCUACCAGGAAACAUUUCUUGCACUUAGCACCUGCACGAACCUUCACAACAAUAGAAACUUUUUGUAGGAGCUGCACUGGAAUUCAGGCAAGACGCAUACCAGACUAUUCCCAUCUACCUACACAGACUAGGUAAAAUGGAAGUGGACUGCCUUCAAGGCGAUCCAGACUUAUGGCUACCCUAUGAAUAGGGUUUUCAUGGUAAGCGGUAUUCAGAGGGAGUUUACCAUUGCCUUCCUCUGAGGCUGAGAGGCAGUGACUGGCCCAAGGUCACCCAGUGAGCUUCGUGGCUGCGUGGGGAUUCGAACCCUGGUCAUAGUCCAACUCUGCAUAACAGUAUAGCUCUUAGUUACACUGUUGUCAGAUGUGAAAAAUACAGUGAGUGAGAUGGUUGGAUUUACUGAGUUUAGAGGUUUUAGUGAUAGCUCGUGCUUAAAAUCUGUAUUUCUUGGGUUGUAUCCAAUGCUUGUCCUACUCAGAGUAGACCCAUUGAAGUUAAUGGACAUGACUAACUUAGGUUUAUUCAUUUCAGUGGAUCUACUCUUAAGUUGGGUACUGCCCCUUAUUUAUGCCAUUUGACAUUGUACACCACUCUGCUACCUUAGGGUGAAAUGUGGGCUAUAAAUUUUAUUAAUAAAGUAAAUGUUUUCUCAGAAUUAAGUCCAACUGUGGUCAGUGGGACCAGCUCCCAUGUAAGUGUGCACAAGAUUGCAGCCUUAAUGUUGCUUGUUCAUUUCUUCUAACAGCUUAAUGGAAAAUUGUUUGAUGGCUUCAUCUUCUCAGGAUGCUGCAGUGGCCCUUCUCCACUGCCUGCUGUGAAGUUGCGGACAACUGCACGAUCAUAGUGAAAGAAGGCAAACCUUUUUGGGUAGCUGUUGAAAGGAGUAGAUCUAAUUUGAACAAGGGCUUUGGAUUAAAACGUGAAGUGCAGCGCGAUACAUUUGUAUGCUGCAUCUAGAACAGAGCCGAGGUGGCUCUUUGGGGGACUCUUGGGUUUCAUUUGUAGCUUUUGUUCCAGGAGGACUACAAUAAAUUAUACCCCCUAGAGUACUUCAUACUUCUAUCAUUGAAAAAGCAUUAACUGUGCAGAACGAUUCUGUUCCACUUGGGUUACAUUCUAGGUUAAAAAUCUAGUUUGUCACGGGGCUUCUGCUUCAAAAAGGGAGUAUUUCACUUUCUAGCUGUCGCCACCAAAGUCUCUGGCUACAGCUGAAAGCCAUGGAAGUUUUUCCAGUAGCAGAUCCCGAUUAACUUGACUCCACUAUUGAAGUGGAACUGAUUGUACGUCUGCUUUAGAGCAACAGCGAGCCAGCCUUUUGCGCUAAGAACUGCCAUUGUUCCCAUGGUGCUAACCAGAGCAGAAAAGAAGGAACAGCUUGCUUCUGUUGCUAAGUUCAUUAGAUUUGAGCAAAUGCACAGGAGGCCAGACCUGCCGAGUAAGGUGUUAUGGAAGAACAGAUGCACAGCUUAAGGAUAAUGUGCAAGCAAGUAUGCAUUGUUUUAUUUCCCUGCUGCUAUCUACUCUUGAGAUCAACGUUAGUCUUGUUUUUUGUUUUUUAAACUUGCUUCACUAAGCAGGCUUGCAUUAAAUGACUCGUUGACUGAGAGGUAGGAAGAUCAGAUCCUAGUUCUCAAUUUUUUUAAUGAAUCUUCAUGAUCUUCGAUGGUUCCAGAGUAAGCACUUGAAGAACUAGCUUCUAUCAUGGGCUUGUGUAAUAUUGUAGUGCAGAGCUGGAAAUGGUGCAGAAAAGGGCAACCAAAACGAUGCAGAGAUUGGAGCAACUCCCUUGUGAGGAAAUGUUAACAAUAUUUGGGGCUUUUCAGUUUAGAAAAAUGGUGGGUAAGGGAGGGAUGUGUAUGGAGAGAUGUUUUUCUCCAUUAUAUUAGAAGAACCCAUGACAUCUAAUGAAGCUGAAUAGUGAGAGAUACAGGGCAGAUGGAAGCAUUUCACACAGUGCAUAGUUACACUAUGGAAUUCACUUCCACAAGCUGUGGUAACAGCCAAGAAUUUAAACAGAUUUAAAAGUAGAUCAGAUAAAUUUAUGGAGGAUAAGGAUAUCGCAGUGGCCGGUAGGCAUAGUUUAUAUAGGAUCAGAGACAGCAUGCCUAUAAAUUACCAGAAACAACAGUAGAAGAAGGCUAUAGCCCUCAUGUCCUGCUUGUGGCCUUCUCAGAGGCAUCUGGUUGGUCACUGGGAAACAGGAUGUUGGACUAGAUAUACUUUUGGUCUGAUUUAGGAAGGCCCUUCUUACGGGGUGGGUGUUGGCAAGAUAGCAUUUCUUGGUCUCGUUUUAUUGUUUGUUUCUAAAAAUAUGUAUAUAUCAUCCUCAUUAAAUAUUUUGGAUGGAGGCAAGAGUGCCUACAACACAGGAUUAUUGUGAGUGUAAAAAUCUGAAGUUUAACAGCCAAGCUGAAGGUGGUAUAAAAAUGGUAGAGGGGACUGGGUGGAUAAAUAUACAUUUUUAAAAACAGAUCUUUGAAAUCAUUUUUGAAACUUGCAGCUGUAUUUAAUGUGCCUUAAAUUUUCUUGUGUAGCCAGUCAUUUUAAUGAUUGCCCUGCCCUGAUGCUUUAUGAGAGAGUGCUAUAUAAAUAAAUAACCUAGUUUAAAAUGAAAUCUAAAUUUCAUCACCAGCAGACAUAUGGGUAAAAAAAUACUUGCCUUUUGAGGCCAAGAAUUUAUAGAUAGAUAAUAUUUAGACUUUAAACCAAAGGGUAUGGACACUUAUUACUGAUUAGAACAGAUUCUAAAGCAACAAAUCUUGCACCCUAGAACUCUGCAUGGAAGUCGUGGAAGCAUGUGAUAGGUCACUGUAACAGGUAGGAUGCUGGCGUAUGGGUGCCUGGAGACUAUUUUGUGGCAUGGAGUCAAGUGCAUAACUUGAACUGUAGGUCUGGGCAAUUAAAAGUGGAUUAAAGUUGCCCUAGUACAACAAAUCCAUUUUUUGUGGUUUGAAGAGAGACAGAAAUGCUCAACAAAGACUGGACAUAGUCUAAAUUACCACCUAAGCUUUGUGCCAGCAAAUCAGGAUGAAUGCUGAAUAAACAGGAAGAGCCCUAGAUAGGCCUUUGGUCUGAUCCAGCAGAUCACCUACAUUCUCAUUUAUUUAUUUAUUAUUUAUUUAUUAAAUUUAUAUCCCACCUUUCCUCCCAGAAGGAUCCCAGGGCAGCAAACUAAAAACCCUUGUAAAACAUCUUAAAAACAGACUUUAAAAUAUAGUAAAACAUCUUUUUUAAAUAAAGCGUUAAAGACAUCUUAAAAAGCAGUUCCAACACAGACACUGGGAUAAGGUCUCUCUUUAAAAGGCUUGUUGAAAGAGGAAGGUCUUCAAGUAGGCACUGAAAAGAUAACACAGAUAGUGUCUGUCUAAUAUUUAAAGGGAGGGAACUCCAAAGAGUCAGUGCCACAACACCAAAGGUCCACUUCCUAUGCACAUUCAGAAGCACCUCCAAAAUGCACAUCUAUAAUAAACAGUUUUAGUGUUGUCAUUU